AUGGCCCAAGAUGCGCGGGACUCGAGUCUCACCUCCCCAGCAACCCGCACAGGCAACUUUCUCGAACCAGACACUCGCAGCGCAGGACGCCCGCGCAGCAUUACAAUUGCUUCUACAGCGAGUCGCGCGCUGUCUGCGCGGCCGUCUAUAUUUACGGAGGAAUCUACUUUGAACAAGAACUGGACAUUCCACCCCAUACGCACCUUACCAGCCUGGGUUAGGUCAGUCGAUGCUCCUGAUGAUGAUGACGAGCAGCAAGAUGCUGCCGCCAGCUUGCUCCCCUCGAGAAUCGACGAUGCGGUAGUCGCACAGCACAACCACACUCCCUACGACAAGUCCAACCCCGGAAAAGAUACAGCAGGAUUCGACAUAGGCAAGCCAGACCCGAACACAGGACUGCGCGAGUCCCGAUGGACACGAUUCACGCGCUCCGUCGCAUAUCCGCACGUGGACACGGACGUAGAAGAGAAGCGCGUGUCGUUUGAAUGGCUGAAUAAUAACAUGGGAGACUACUCGCAGCCUUGGGGUGUCAGCAGCUCUGGAUCUGAAGCAGAGCAUGGUCGAUCGACGUGGAGGGCGCGACGACGGACCUGGAUUGAGCGGUUGCAGAUCCAUCUACUGCGCAGCCCCGUUGUGCCGCUGAUAUUGCGGCUCACUGUGUGGAUUUUCUCACUGUGUGCUCUAGCUCUUGGAGGAGCUAUUAAUCAUCUAGGGCAUCGCGACCGUCAAGUCCAGGGACCUUCGGCCGAUAUGGCUAUUACCGUGGAUGCUGUGGCUUUGGUUUACUUGGUCUAUAUUACAUAUGACGAGUAUGCGGGCAAACCCCUUGGCCUGCGCUCUCCCAAGGCCAAAAUGAGACUGAUCCUGCUGGAUUUGUUUUUUAUUGUUUUCGAUGCAGCGAACCUGAGUCUCGCCUUUGCAGGAUUGAGUGACAUCCGGGGCCCAUGCACCGACGCCAUCGUCAACGACAAACAAGACGAGAAGAACGACGCUAUCUGCCAGCGGCAGGCAGCGUUGGCCUCGGUUUUGCUAGUUGCGCUGAUAGCGUGGUUAUUGACCUUUUGUAUCAGUGUGUUUCGGCUGGUGGAGAGGGUUUCGAAAUGA
Molecule: messenger RNA, 1104 nt
Organism: Talaromyces rugulosus
Lineage: Eukaryota; Fungi; Ascomycota; Eurotiomycetes; Eurotiales; Trichocomaceae
Exons: 2
Coding region: 1-1104 (367 amino acids)
Biological process (GO): positive regulation of catalytic activity
Cellular component (GO): cell periphery; fungal-type vacuole
Source: RefSeq, a predicted model, not a curated record